This is a messenger RNA of Vanessa tameamea, 3277 nucleotides long. RefSeq names its product plasma membrane ascorbate-dependent reductase CYBRD1-like (gene nemy). The record is from RefSeq and is a predicted model, not a curated record. The transcript has 6 exons. Gene Ontology annotation, molecular function: oxidoreductase activity. The coding region runs from base 270 to 1181 and encodes 303 amino acids. Lineage: Eukaryota; Metazoa; Arthropoda; Insecta; Lepidoptera; Nymphalidae.
CGCUAGCCGCGCUGUCGACUUCACACGUACGACAUACGCUCCCACGCAUUUAAUACCAAUACAAGUCUCGAACUUCGCUCGGAGUCGAUUUCGAAAUUCGACGAUAUCAUUAUAAUUCCAACGGAGAAUUAGACAUUUGUUGCUGAAAUAUUACAUGAACUUCCAGUGGUUGAGUGUUUGAAUUUCGAACAGGAUCACAUUCUCCGGCAAUUGCGGAGGUCGACUAGGUUUUCAAAACAGUCAAAGUGUCUCCCAUAAAGUUGUCGGCGAUGGAUAGCAAUUCUGUUUCACCGAUGCCGGAACUAGCGCCGAUCGCGGAAUUCGAUAAGUCACCGCCUUCGCCGCCCAAUGAGGAGGUGCCGAUGGACGACCUGCCGCCGCCUCCAGCUACUAUCUCUCAGGCUGAAGGGAAGAAGAUUAAAGUACAACGCAGCCGUUCGUACGAGUCGGAUGAACAUGAGCGUGGUGCUUGUGAGUGGUGCGAGUAUGCUCUAGUCAUCACUUUAGCCACCAUCCUGCUGAUCGGUGUGUCAGCGCUCACCAUCUUCUGGACCUUCUUCUACAGAGAGGGCUAUGGCUGGGCUGAUGACAUCCCCGAGAAGCAAUUUAACCUUCAUCCAACCCUUAUGGUGGCAGGUUUCAUCACAUUCAGCGGGUUUUCGGUGCUGCUCUACCGUAUCUGCCGCUGCUUCAGACGAAUUUACGUGAAACUGCUGCAUGCAAUAUUCCACGCGUUGGCGUUCCCUUGCAUAGUCAUUGGUUUCCUUGCUGUUCUCGAUUUCCAUAACAAGAAGGGCAUCAACAACUUCUACUCGCUGCACAGCUGGGUCGGCUUCGUUGCUAUGGGACUAUUCGGUCUUCAGUAUGCUGUCGGAUUCUUCAGUUUUCUGCUCCUAUUGAUCUGCAACAAGGGAACUGCGAACUUCCGGGCUUCAUUGGUGCCGAUUCACGCCGCGUUUGGUAUACUGACAUUUGUCCUUGGAGUGUGUGCUUGUCUUACUGGACUUACUGAAAAAGCUCUCUUCACCCUUGGGAGCGAGACAUACGCUUCGAUGACAACAGAGGCGAUUGUCAUUAACGCCAUCGGGAUGUCGGUGGUGGCGGUGGCGAUCGUGGUGCUCUACACCGUGCGUGGCACCGGCGGCUAUCGGCUGCGCAAGGUCACGCAGAACCCGAGCUAAGCGAAUCCAGUCGAAGUAGCGGUAAUCGAGAUAAACAUUGCAAGCGUAGUUUUUAUCUGUUCCGUAUUUUAUCUGUGGUUCGAAACUUAAAUUGCCACCUAAAUUGUCUUUUGUUUUUGAUAUUGAAAUUUAAAUAUUAAAUAAAUUAAAUUAAACAGCCCGGUCGACUUGCAAUAAAAUUAGUUUUAAUGAUUUAAAUUAAAUAAACAUAGAUAUACAAAUACAAAUGAAUAUUAAAAACUAUGCUUGCAGUGGAACGCACAACACCAAAUAUUGUAAAUUCUUGAUAUAUAAAAUUGUUUUACGAUUCAAAAUGAUUUAACUUGGUAUAAGUAUUAGUUGAAUUGUUUGUUCUUUUUUAUAAAACUUGUCAUAUUAGUAGCACGUGUAAUACACUGAACUCAUAAAACGUAAAUGAAUCAGUAUUGUUAUGAAUCAAAAUUGAACAAUUUACUUCUCUGAAGAAAUGUAUUAUGUUAAAGAAGAAAAUUAAAAUUGUGAGCUCUUAGACGCCUUUUAGCUCAAUUUGUUGCUUUAAGGUUUUAUAUAUAUUAUAUUUGAGUAACGUUAUGAUUGAACAGUUGUGCGUUGUUCAAUGAAAAAAAAUCCUAUCAAUUUGAAUCCGUCUUCAAAAUUAUGAUGACUGAUUUUAAAAGUAUUUUCUUUAAUUUGGACCAUAAUUUAUUCCAAUCGAAAAUCGAAAUAUAAUUUUAAAAUAUAAUUACAAUAUGAAUAUAUAAUUCAUAUUUUAUAAAUUAAAAAAUCAAUUCAACGAAAAUAUUUUAAUUGAUUUUUAACUUCUCUGUACUCGCUACCCUGUGGUAAUUACUGUUAAUGUAUUAGAUUCGCAGUAAUAAUAAUGAUUGAAGUUUAGAUAAAUAUGAUCACGAUCGGAAUGAUUAUUUCAUUAAAUAAAAAAUAAAAAAAAAACAAUAAAAUUACCUAUAUUUGUUUAUAACAGAUAAAAAAUUAAAAAUCAGUGGCCAUAUACCUAAAAAUAGUAACCGAGUUAUUAAACAUUUUAGUAGGCGUUUAGUUAAGAUAUUUUAGCUGUAAUUUGUAUAUAAAUUUAAAUUUAAUUAAAGUAAUGUGCGAGUGUUCGAUAGAUUGUAGAAUGUGAUUGAUUCGUAGUGAAUAUCUACCCUUAAUAUUUAUUGUUAGUAAAAAUAGCAUCUGACGGAAGCAACGUUUACAAAAUUAAUUUAAUAAAACAUUUUGAAAUCAAUAUUAUAAUAGGUAGUAUUUAAAAUUUUCAAUAAGCUUCAAAUCGAGAUAAAUCAAUAGCAAUAUUGAUAAUUGUGAGAAAAAAAAAUAUUAUUGUAUACUGUUUAGAAAUUGUUGUAUGCGUCUGUACCUACUGUUAAGCGAAGUGUUCAAUCAAGUUGCCAAAUUCGAUAUAACGUCUUGUGGUAAAACUUGUUAUAAUCAAUUUACUACGUAUUACGUAAAUACAUGUAGCAUGUUUAUCAAUAAUUAUAUAGGAUAAAGCUCAAUGUGUUUAUACGAGGGAUACCUUUAUAUUAUUUCCUUGUGUAGAAAUUGAGUAAAUUUUCUAUUAAUUAGGCGAAACUUAUUUAUAUUCCAUUUUGUAAAAAGUUACAUUCCAAUGUAAAAUUUGAUGCAUUUUAUCGUUUUUUUACGAAAAUAUACAAUCCGUACGAAGACUGUAAUCAUAAGUAGUUUGUCGUUUUAAAUAAUGUUAUUGCGAUAAUUUUUACUCAAUGCAAAGAGCAUAUUUACAAAUUUUAAAUAUUCCCGUUUUUAAGGAUCCCUAAAAACGCUGGGGCCAAGUUUUUACAUUAUAAAACCCACACGUUUAAUCUGCAAAAUAAAAAAAACAGUUUUCUAAUAAAUUAUUUAACCAAUCAAAAGAGUUGCAAAUUAAUAUUUUUAUGUAUGCAUUUUGCAUCUGAAACAAUUUAUAAUCUUCAACUUUUAUAAGUACUUGUAUUAAUCUGCCUUUUUGAAAUAUAUAAUUUUUAAACUUAGUUGUGUUGAUUACAGUUGUAUAUUGGUUACUAUGAAUUUUAUCACUGUUUUACAUUUUUAAAUAUUUAUACGCAUUCAUAAUGGUACAUUAAAUUACAUGUAUAAAA